AUGAGCGUACCACAACCAGCCAAGAUUGAUUACGAUUUUUAUGAGAAACCAAGUACGAUUGCUUGCUUUGAUGCGAUUAUCAACGAGUUACGACACGAUCUUGAUGCGGAAGGUGCAAGCGUGACAUUUACGACGGCCGACUUGGUCUACUUUACAGCGCGAAUUCAACAGUUCCAACAAGAUCACUUGGGAUUUACCGCUACUCAAUUAGCACGGAAAAAUGGCUGGCCAAUACAACCGCGUAUACCUGUCCGAUUCUUUGACGUCGACCAUCUCAGCCAACAGUCUCCCCUUUACACGGUCCUUAAAGCCGCCUAUUCCUUCCGAUCCGAUCACAACAUUAGCGACUGGCAAUUCGACUCUUUACAAGAAAAGGACGUCUACCUCGAUCUCAUUUCUUACAUCAAGCAACGUUUAGCCGAAGAAAACGUGUAUCGUCCCCCUUGCAUAGCUUUUGAUAAAACUGUCAGCGACCGUGAAAAGAAAGAUCUGACCAAUAUGAUUAAAUCAUUAGGUGGUACGAUUGCUUCUCAUGCCGGUUCUGCAUCGCAUUUCAUCUACAAUGGAGAAGCCAUUGCAUCGCGAGACGAUCGUUAUUACAGAAUAUUAAAAGAUGAGAAACACCGCAAGCUGGUGCACUGGAUAGGAUUACCAGCUUCUUUCGAUAAGUGGAUAGACAAAGACAGCAAAAAGGUCAGCAAGAAUGGUCUUCAAAGCGUGGAUGCGGACCUGGAACAUGCGCCGUGGCAUGUAAAAUCCGACUGGGUGAAACAAAGCUACAAAUACAAUGAAUGGAUGGACGAAAUCGAUUAUCUUGAUACAGAGAAGCAGCGGGAAGGCCUCAGCAGGAAAAGACGCAGCAGCGAACCUUUGCAGAUCGAUGGGGAUGAUACGCGAGAUGACACACCGGUCAAGAAAACGCGACCGUUGAGUUUGGAAGAAGAAGAAUGGCAUCAUCACGAAAUAGAAGCAAGGAAAUAUCUGUCUGUGCAAUCGCACGAAAUAAUCAUCCCUUCCUAUGCUGCCUGGUUUGAAAUGGAGAAAGUGCAUUCGAUCGAGAAACAAGCUUUGCCGGAAUUCUUCAAUCACCGCAAUCGAUCCAAAACACCCGCUGUAUAUAAAGAUUAUCGUGAUUUCAUGAUCAAUACUUACCGAUUAAACCCUCUGGAAUACUUGACCGUCACUGCAUGUCGACGCAAUAUGACCGGAGAUGUGUGUGCCAUUAUUCGCAUUCACGCCUUUUUGGAACAGUGGGGUUUAAUCAAUUAUCAGAUUGAUUCCGCUGCGAGACCGUCCCAUGUUGGUCCGCCAUUUUCUGGCCAGUUCAAGAUCGUCACUGAAUUACCAGUAGCAUUUCAACCUCCUACGACUGAUUCUCGGCAUCCUUCAGCGUUGUCCUUGACCGAUUCUCCCGCAUUACCUUCUCCCGAACCUGCACCUGCACCUACUGUUCCCAGUCCAAUGGAUGUCGAUGCUUCUUCCCCCGUUCCAUCCAACUUAAAGAGCCGGCUUGAUUUUAAUUUGGAACUUCGACGUAAUAUCUUUGAUAAACGAACGUAUCAAUGCUCCAUGUGCCAUACAGAUUGCACGGGCGAACGGUUUCGACAUACGAAAACACCCCGACUCGUGCUGUGUACGCCCUGCUACAACAGUGGCAAACUCCCAUCGAAUCAAAGCAGUAGAGAGGAUUACGUCAGAGAAGAGCAGAGUGCCAAGAUGGAGCCUCAAUGGACGGAUCAAGAGGUGGUAUUGCUGUUGGAAGGAUUGGAAAUGUAUUCGGAAGAUUGGGAAGCCGUCGCGAAACAUGUAGGCACGCGAACACGGGAUGAAUGUAUUCUUCACUUCUUGCAACUUCCGGUCAAUGGGAUGUCACUCGAGUUGGAAGCGAAAGAUCUUGGUUUGACGCUGCCAGCGUCAGGAACUAAAAAUCCCAUCACGUCCGUGGUGGCUUUCCUCGCGUCGACCGUCAAGCCCGAAGUCGUGGCGAAAAUUGUCGAUCGAGAAGGUUUGAUCAAGAAAUCCGAUGAAGCCGAGAAACGAGAAGAUGCUGAGGCCGAGAAAAAGAAGCAAGAGCGAGCCACAUAUGAAUUGACGUAUGCGUGGUUGAAGACCAAAUUGCGCGAUUUCCAGGAUCAAGUGCAACGAUACAAUGAAAGAGAAGCGGUGGUCCUGGCCGAACGACAGCAUCUCGAGCAAGAACGAUAUCAAUUGAAGCUCCAUCGACUGGGGUUGCAAAAAAAGGUCACGGAAAUGCAAAUUGAAAUGACCAAAUUAAGGCAAGGUACCGCCCCAUCCCUACCCUCCAUGUUGACAGGCGGUCUAUCCCGACAUUCAGACCCACCACAACCCUCCUCUUACCCACCCAGUCAUUCAACGCAGCAGCAGCAACAGCCAUCCUCGAACCCUCCCUUACGGCAGAUGUCUUACGAUCCUACACCUCUUUAA
This is a messenger RNA of Radiomyces spectabilis, 2445 nucleotides long. RefSeq names its product SWIRM domain-containing protein. The record is from RefSeq and is a predicted model, not a curated record. The coding region runs from base 1 to 2445 and encodes 814 amino acids. The transcript is spliced from 3 exons. NCBI's taxonomy places the organism in Eukaryota, Fungi, Mucoromycota, Mucoromycetes, Mucorales, Radiomycetaceae. Gene Ontology annotation, molecular function: protein binding. Gene Ontology annotation, cellular component: SWI/SNF complex.